AUGGCUCCUCACUCCAAGUUCACCUCUGAGCAACUUGAAAUGAUGGAGGAGUAUCAAGAAAAAUACCUUGAGUGUCAGGCAGCAGGCGAUUACACUCCAUUCUGGGCCCCAUUUUUCGAAGACUAUCACUCCAGAUGGCCAGAGAGGGAGCAUCUCUUUCCCGAUAUCCCCCUUGACACAAAACUCACCACAGAACAGAAAGUUGCCAAUGCAAAUGUUGUAAAUACACGCAAAAAACAACUCAUACAUCGCUUCCGUAACACGUACGGGAAUUACAGUGCUAAGCGCAAGAUGAAGGCACAGACGACAAGCUCUGUCGAGAAAAUGUUAGUGUCUCAAUUGAGCCUCAAAGGAACGCGCACGUUACAGCCUGCUGAGGCCUAUUCAAAGUUAUACUACAAGACACGUAUCAAACCAGUCAUUGAUGCGGAGAUGAAGGUACUCAAGCAAGAGGCUGGUCUGAGUCCGAUGACUUCAGAUGAAGAGGGUGACAUGGGCAAUGUGAGGCAGACGUUACCUAAGAAGGUCAGACUCUCUCUUGUCAAGAAGCAUACACGUACUCUAUUUGAAAACGAGACUCCCAAGAUCAAGUCAGAGGUGGCCGAUUUCAUUAAGAAGUGGAGUGAAGACCGCAAGAGGAGUUCGAGCGAAGACAAAGACAUUUCUUUCACUGAGAAUAUCGAAAAUUUACCCAAGGUUCUAGCUGAUAUAUUUGCGGGACUGGCGAAACAAAUGGGCUGGGCGUUUUCUGUGUUGAUGGGCGGGCCUUCUCCAGGAAUGGGUGGGAAAAUUCAAAUUGAGAGUUUUCAUGUGGUGCAAACGGCAAUGGGAAACACAUUCAAUUGUGCUUACUCUGAUUGCAAUGAACACAUUAUGAAGCCAUAUGCAGAUUUGUUAAGCAGGCCUUUCGUGACUGAUGUGACAGGGAAGGGAACACCAUUCGAAGCAGGCUCUGCAAUCACAACCUUGUCUCCGAUGCCAAUUGACUCCAGCACAACAAUUAAUACAUCACUCCUUCCACCAUUGUCUCAGAUGAUACCAUUCAAUGACCAUCAGUGCGGUUCCUUCUCUGGUCUUGACAUCUCAGGACCGGAGUCAUUCUUCAAUGAUAAUGGUCCCAUUCUUCCCAUGCCAGAGGGAAAUACUCUACCCACAGCAAAGUCCAUGUCCAGCUUGGAGUUGUAUGAUUCUGCUGCUUUGGAUCGCAUGUCUGUGACUGACUUACUCAAUGAGCCAUUGGGUCCAAAUUGGCCAGAUCUGCCUUCUAACCAGGCAGUAAUAUCUAACAUUGAGCUACCUCCUCUCUUGCAACCUAACAUUGAGCAGUCACCUCCUCCCAUGCAGUCUAACGUCAAGCAGUUGCCUCCUCUUGCUCCCCCUCUCAUGCAGCCCAACGUCAAGCAGUCACCUCCUCUCAUGCAGCAGUCUAUCGAGCAGUCGCCUCCUCUCGCUCCCAAUGUCGAGCAGUCGCCUCCUCUUGCUCCUCCUCUCAUGCAGCCAAAUGUUGAGCAGUCACCUCCUCUCACUCCCCCUCUCAUGCAUCCUAACAUCAAGCAGUCGCCUCCUCUCACUCCUCCUCUCACACAGUCUGACAUUAAGUUGCCUCCUCCUCUCAUGCAGCCUAACUUUGAGCCACCUCAACCUCUCACGCAACCUGUUGAGUCCCUUGUGCUUGGACGAUCAAAGCGAGAGUGCAAGGAGUCGACUCGCAAUAACAUUGCAAACUCCAUCGGCAAUGGGAAGAUUGGGAAAGAUAAUUCAACAUCGAAGAAGCAGCAGAGGCUAGAUCUUAUGCAUGGAGCACCCGCAAGGUGA
This is a messenger RNA of Suillus bovinus, 1815 nucleotides long. RefSeq lists its product as uncharacterized. The record is from RefSeq and is a predicted model, not a curated record. The coding region runs from base 1 to 1815 and encodes 604 amino acids. The transcript is spliced from 6 exons. NCBI's taxonomy places the organism in Eukaryota, Fungi, Basidiomycota, Agaricomycetes, Boletales, Suillaceae.